AUGGCUGAAGACACUGAUACUGUAAAAACAAUAGGCCCUGACGACAUACCAGUGAUAGAACCGAAGACUUGUGCUCCAGAAAAUGCUGCGUCCUUAGCCAAGCCGUCCAGAAUUAGUGGUUUCCUUCUACAGAAACGUCCGAGUGCCCAGAUUUUCUCAAAGCAGAGAAUGAAUAACACGAGCAACGUGGAGAAUAAUUCAUCAUGUAAGGACAUUGACAACUUCAAAACUAGCAUCUAUGUACCUACAUAUAUCAUUGUAUUUAUUUUUGGAUUUAUUGAGAACGUCAUCAGUUUAUAUGUACUCCUGAAGUUAUACAAGAGGAAAACUGCAAUGACCAUUGUCAUGGCGAACUUGGCGACGUCGGAUCUGCUCUUUGUGUGCACUUUGCCCUUGCGGGUGCACUAUUAUUCAAAAAAUGUUUGGAUCUUUACAGAUUCCUUGUGCCUGUUCCUGACUUAUGCCCUGUACCUCAACAUGUACUGCAGCAUCUACUUUCUGACUCUGAUGAGCAUAUUGCGCUACUUCGCUAUAGUGCAUCCAAUUAAAUGUUUGAAGUAUAGAAGUGUCAAAUAUGUGCAAAUCAUAUGCAUCUCAAUAUGGGCGUUUGUUGGAAUAGCAACCAUUCCUGUUCUGAUAGAUAGCAGUGAAAUAAAUAGGGCACGAUGCUUUGAACUCAAACAUAAAUCAACUUUGUUUGUCAUGAAUUUAAUUUCACUGCCCGUGGGUUGCAUUAUUCCAUUCUUUAUUAUCACUGUCUCUUACAUACUUGUCGUUAAGACUUUGCUAACCUCAAAGGCAAAGCAUCACAGGCAAACGAGCUCUCGGAGAAAAGCUAGUGCCAUGAUUUUUAUUGUGACAAUUAUAUUUCUAACCAGUUUUCUGCCCUAUCACAUUCUACGAACUGUCUACCUUGGCUUAACAUCCCAUGCCAGAUGUCUCGUUCAAAAAGGUGCAGUGGUUACCCUGUGUACUGCAGCAAUCAAUUCCUGUUUGGACCCGCUUUUAUAUUACUUUGCAGCAGAGAACUUCAGGGACAAGCUGAGAAGCACAGUCAAGAACACGUUCAAAGGCUGUCCUGCCCUGAUGCAUCAAACCUGA
Carcharodon carcharias (great white shark) is the source of this 1101-nucleotide messenger RNA. RefSeq names its product cysteinyl leukotriene receptor 2-like. Bases 1 to 1101 code for a protein of 366 amino acids. The transcript has 2 exons. NCBI's taxonomy places the organism in Eukaryota, Metazoa, Chordata, Chondrichthyes, Lamniformes, Lamnidae. Gene Ontology annotation, cellular component: plasma membrane. Gene Ontology annotation, molecular function: G protein-coupled receptor activity. The record is from RefSeq and is a predicted model, not a curated record. Gene Ontology annotation, biological process: G protein-coupled receptor signaling pathway.